CAAUGCACGCAAUGCAUGGGGUGCAUUUUCGUCUGAGUCACCCCCGAAAGAAUUGACAGUCUGUGGUAGGCAGUUUGACAGGUGGACUUAACGAUUGUGCUGUUUAUCUUCUCAGCGAUUUUCGGCUAGAACGAAAAGUUUUUGGUUGUGAGUCACUUCGUGUGACACCGCAUUCUUUCAACCACCUACUCAACCCUGUUGAAUAGCCAACAUAGAGGGCAGUGCACCCACUAUCUGAAUAGAGUCAGUCUUAGCUCAGCCAUCAUCCAGACAACUAGCUGCCUCACCUCUGAAAGCUUUCCAGCUUCGAAGUAGCCUCCCUCCUCAUGACUUUGGGUCACUGUUUUAAAUUGAAGACAUCAAGUCACCCUUUGAACUUGGAGAGAACUAAUGGCCGCACUCCUUCACGAUGACCUCAGCUCCUGAUUGAGCAAUCCUCGGUUUCCUUGGGACCAUUCCAUGCUGAAUACCUAGGAUUAUCAAGGAUUCCUUUGCCCACAGCGCGGCAGCUGUUGCUCAAAGCUUCACGGCCGGCCGCAGGUCAAGACAUUUCAGGGAAUAAGACUGUGGACCGAGCGAGCGAGCUCAAAAGAAAAUCCUUCAGAAAUCGCCCGUUAUCCUUCCCAUCGAUGAAAAGUUUGCAGUCCCAGUGACAUUCUUGUAUGAUUGACAGCCACUUUAACCAAUCACAUGUUCAGUAAGCUGGGGACCACACCCAACAGUUGCCAUGGGUAACGACGUCCACUGCUUGCGCCCCAAGAACGGGGCGUCGGCUGGGCUGGAGCCCAACUGCUUCAAAGUGCGCAACGUGAACGAGUCCGGGCACGUCGUAAAUAAGGGUUACCUCGAGGUCACGCAGACUGACCUCAUCCUCCAUGUGGUCAACGCGGAGACGGUCAAGUGGCCGUUGAGGUGUCUCCGUCGCUACGGCCAUGACGCCAACCUCUUUUCCUUUGAGAGUGGGCGGAGAUGUGCCACAGGACCAGGUAUCUAUGCCUUCAAGAGUAAAUAUGCCAUCCAGAUCUUCCGAUUGGUGCAAGAGAAUGCACAGCACACCGAGGAGAACGCUACCUCUCCAACCACGCCCUCUCCAACCACGCCCAACCUCCCCGCCUCGAGGGCGUCACGGCAACGGAGCCUCAGCAACGACACAGCCUUACCCCCGAGUCAAACCAUGAGCCGGGCCAGCUCCAACGCGUCCGGGGUGAACGGUGCCGCGCACGGUGUCGCCAACGGGAGCCUUUCGCCGCAUCCCAGCAUCAGCUCCAACGUCUCGUUCCCACCCCCGACCAGUCCGGGCCCGCUUUACUUCAACGGGAAUGGAAGCGUUAGUACCUGCCUUAGGAUGUCGCCCAUCUCCCCUACCAUGCAGUAUAUGAAUUCAAGUGCUUUUGGAGAUAUCCCUGAGUCUCCUCUUGAAGGGACUCCCGAAGAUUCUCUUGUAAAUGGUGUCAUCCCUGAAGAAGCAAGUAGUCACAAUGUCAGUUCAGACAGCUUUGGAGAUCCUGCACUUAAUUACGCGAGGCUUAAGCUACCGUCAGACGAAGAUAAAAACAAUGGGGGUGAUGCUCAGCAGAACACUGAUGAUGAGGAGAGGACAAACUCAGGGGAAAGGAAGGAACAGGGUGAGGGUGAUGAGGAGAAAGAAGAAUCAAGGAUUGAGAAGAACGAUGAGGAGGUUGGUGAUAGAGGAAGUGGAGCGAAGGACAAAGAUGAAAGUGGAAUCGUAGCUGAGCUGGAAAACAGCGGUGAGAACCAAAGCGAUGAUAGAGCCUCAGGGUUAGGAUGUGAUUCAGGGGUAGGAGAGGAUAAGAUGGAGGGUAAACCGGAAAAGGAAACAAACUCUAAAGAAGAGGAGGGAAAAGCCCCCUCCUUGGUGAGCCAUUUGAAUUUGAAAGAUGAUGGAUCAUCAAAGAAUAUAUUAAGUGGUGAGGAUGUCGAGGAAAAGGUUGAUGUCAGCCAUGUGAUAGUGGAUGAGGAGGAGAGAGGCAAAAGCGAUGUAAGGUUAAAGGUCAAGAAAAAUGGAAAGCGAGAGGUUAGCGACAUUGAAAGAACAACAGCUUUAUUACAAGACGUCGCAAAUGGCAACAUCCGUAUGAAAGAUCGCAAUGUGGACGCAGACUCCCAGUUAAACAUUCUUGUCAAUUAUGCAAAUCUAACUGAACAACAGAUCCAGGAUGUGCUCCAGAAGCUGGAGACGAGUCGUAACGGUAACAUAUCCCCCUGCACCGUGUGUUCCAACUCCUCCAGUAACGCCAGUCAGUCAGCCAGUCAGCGCGUCUCGCCGCUUUCGUACUAUGCAAAUUUAGACACGGCGGGUGAGCUACCACCCAACUGGCAACCCAACGGGUUCCACUCCUACCCCGAGCUUCGCACCCCGCGAAGCACGUCCAGCAAAGGCAGCACGGGAUCAGAGUUCACCUUUGAGGUCAGCAGAGGGAGCUGUUCGCCUGUGGAUCACAACUAUGCCAAUCUGGACACGUUACCAGAGGUGCAGCCUUUGCGCCACAGUCUUUCAAGCAACGGCGCCGCCACCAAUGGCGCCGGGAACUGGAUGAUUCUUCAGCCGCCACCGAAGGGCAAGGUGAACUACAUCCAGUUAGACUUCGACGAGAAUGACCAACCGAUCUUCACAAAUAUCAACAAAACGCUUCGCCGCUCCAUGAGCUCUAGCACCAGCACCACGCCGCCCAAAACACCGGUUUCGCCUCCGACAGAGAUCGUCCCAACCGUGCCCGGUUCUAAGAACGAUAUCUACGCCAGGAUUGAUAUCGAAAAGACGGUAGCACUCGCGAAUACGCACAGGCAGGUGGAAGGAGAUACAGACAUUUCGACGCGCAGGACACGGCAUGAUGUCUGGCCUGACAACAAAAUUCGGUGAUAGAUCGAUAGCAAACAGAACUCGCCUGAUAAAUUUACAAUCAUCGCUCAUUUCCGUGUGAAUCAAUUUUAUUUCCUUUGUAUGGCCAAGUGCCUCUGAAUGAACAGGAAUUUGGAAUUAAUCUUCAGCUUUGUACAUUUUAUAUGGUAUUAGUUGUAGGAACACCAUGAAAAUUGGAGCUAACAUUGAUCAAAUCUGUUGAAUGAAAGAGACGUUAUCAUAUGUACUUGAUAGAAUUCAUUCAUUGCCAUUCCAAAUGUUGGGAUAAUACUAAAGAUAUAUGCAUGAAUACGUAUUUCAAAUACACAUCUUAAGAUCAGAAUUAUUUAAUGGGCUGUGCAUGUGGCAUUUAACAUUUUCUAAUCAAUUUAAGAAAAUCAGGUUUUGAAUUGUGCUUCAAUCUAUCCUACAUAAAGCUUACAGGGUAAAAUUAUAAGAUUGACGUUAAUAAUGAAAAGCAGACCAAAUUAACGAUAGACCAGUUUCUCCAUCUAGAUAACAUGUUAAGGUGAAAAUGACCCCAAAUAUCAACUGAUAUAGCAGACAUGGAGAGUUCCCACUUAAUGCGUUUAGAAUAUAGUUAUAGCAUGAACCAUCAGUGCAUAAAUGAAUGAUGAUAAGCUUCAUAUAACCUUCAUGAAAAUGCAUCCAGCAUUCAUCUUAAAUGACCUUUGGGUGCGUUCAAGCGACACUUUUUCACCCUAGAAACGCGGCCUCAAAGUUGUUUAGUUUUAAACACGUUUGCGUUCAAGCAAUUUCAAGCGUUUUUUUUGUCGGUCAUAAAAUAUAAACGUGUUUCAAAAUACAAACAUGAAACGCUGAAAAAGAUGCAUUUUUGUAAUGUGAUUCUUUAGAAUCUGGCUUAAAAUCGCUCGAACGCAACAGAGAUCUCAAUCAUGAUUCUAUUAUGUCAUUAUCGUGGCCUGCUUCCGGUUGAUGGAAAAUCGCUUGAACGAUCUCCCGUAGUAACCAUGUUUUGUAACAGCGUUUUGCUUUGUGAUUCAUGUUUGUGAUUCUAGAUUAAAAAAUUUCUUGAACACACUCUUUGACUGACCAUGCAUGUACAGAUAGUAUCUCCAUGUAAUAAAGAACUGGCUUUCCUUUAAGACGUGAAAAUAUCUGUAUGGACAAAAAACUAGUACAGAGUAUGCAGUACCUUGGACAAUUAUUGUCCUGUUCAUCUCAUUAUGUAGGUAUCCCAGGGUAUAUCUCUUAGUACACGUAGAUGCGACUUCAUUAGGGUUUUUCAAAACCAGACAUUUUUUACACGGCAAAGCCAUAUAAGUCUGGAACUGACAGGAAAUAAACAAAAUUCUUCCUAAUUGGGGACAGUCCCCUUCAUUAAAAUGAGAGGUUGUUGCGUAUAAUGGCACUUAUCUAUGGCUUCACCAUAGCAGUGUAUGCUUACAUGAACAUGUUUUUGUGCAGGAGAGAUAUUUCUAGAUGAAAACAAAUUAUCAAGAUUACAAGUUCGAUGGACCCAAUUGUUCACUUCUAACAUUCAUUUUUUGAUAUUGAUCAUGAAACAAAUUACCAUUUAAAAAGCGAAAUCAUGCAAAUUAGGUGAUCAGUUCGACUGUGUUCAUGUAAUGGAUACAUGCAUGCAAAUAAUUUUUAAACAUGUACACUGUAAUGCCAUCAUUACUUAACUUUAUGGAGAAUAAUUCCUUUAAUAUGUACAUGUUGUGCACAUAUUUGUGACUAUCCGGUAGUUCAUAUCUUUGUUCGCUUAUUCUGUGGAAAUCACUUUCUAUUAAACUCUACAAACUAUUUUCCUCCUGAAUGGCAAAAGGAAUACUUACUUUAAAAAAGAAAUCAACAGUGCAAAGGAUUAACGGUAUACAGUUGUAUUUCUUGUCUUUGGAAUUGUUUUGUUUAGUUAAAUAGCAUUCACUUAAAAUGCAGACCCUAUUAUUUGUAUAUGCUGUAUUCAUAACUCUAUCUAUCCGAGAUCGAUCCAUUUCGAGAAUGUUCUAGUUUAUAAAGAUAUAAUGUAUACAAGUGUGUGUAUAUAUAUGUUUUCUCUUUUUGUAUCACAGAUUGUUGUACAAUGUUUUUUUUUGGUGGUGUUUGUCAAUAUUUUAACACUUUUGAAUGGCUGGUUCCAUGAAAAAAAAUGUUUAAAUUAUGUCAAUUUACAUAUAGCAUGGAUGUUUGUAAUACCUCAUUUUUAUGUCAUUGUUUACACAUUUUAUGUACAUGUAAAUGUAUUUUCCAAGCACUUUGUACAGAUCAUGCAUUUCUAUUCAUCAUACAUGUAUAAUGUACCAAGCAAAAUACAUGUAAAAACCAUGUUAAAAGAUCAUGUUCAGUAAUUGUAACCUUAAAUGUGCCACUAAAUAAACAAACAUGUACAGAGAACUUGUACAUGUACCUAUGUAUCUAUCUCUUCUAGGAAAAGAUUAAUUUUUAGACCUAAAUAUUACAUAUUGUUCUUCAAAUUGGCAACAGUAAUAUUUUAAAUUUUAAUUGCUACAUUGUUGAAAUAGAAUGCAAUGUUUCUGAAAAAAAUAUAGAAAUUAAAAUAUUGUUGAAAAGUUGAUUUAAAUUUUGUGAUUUUAAUAACAUUGAUUUUGAAUCUCUUGUGUUGCCAAUUUAUGAAUGUAAUGCUUGUUUCCUUUUUCAGAUUUCUGGCAUCAAAGACAAUAAAUUUGAAAACAAACACAGUGUGUAGAAUUUUUCACCCUUUCUUCCCAUGUAUCUAGCAUAUAUUUGGGCUCUGAAUUAUAUGUUAGUAUUGAGUAGAACCACAACAUGAAGAAGGAUUGUCACGGUAUAGUUCUUAAUCAUGAUAUUGUUAUUCGUUCAUUUUGAUAUUAGUGUUCCUUAGUAUCAAACGUUAACAAUGCUUCCUGUGUAAUGCACAUUACAUCCUUCCAUCCCUAAACUAAAUCUGAAAGACGAACCUUACCAUAAAAUAUCUGUAGCGGGUACUCAGCAUACCAUACAUGUAUAUGUAUGUGCUAAUAUCAGUACACAGCGCACUUCAAAUUGAAAAUUGAAUAGAUCAAAUGAAUUGAAUAAGGUCUAUGUAGACUCCUAGUUGUACAUAAAAUCUUGAUUUAUAAAUGUGAACAGAAUAUUGUACUUAUAUGUUGACAAUCACAGUUUAACUGCUAAUUAGAUUUGAGGUUUAAAACACAAAUUAAUUCAGUUGAAUUCAGUCUGUAUUUUGAAUAAAAACUUGAAUAACAUAAUUUAAUUAUUAUAAUUUAUUUAUUAAUAAUUAAUAGCUUGCAUAACGUGCAUCUACGGUGUUUUGUAUCCUCAAUCCCUUCUAAAACUUUGCAACUAUUUGUUCCCUUUUUUAUAAAUGAAUUUUCUCCUUUGUGCAACUCAAUCAUGAAUUUUUUGAAAUAGUAUAUAAAUAUAUAUAUAUUCUUUGUUUUGUAUGUUUCUGUUAUGAAGUACUUCAGUUUAUGGUCUUUUUCAUGAAGUUAUUUUAUUUGUUGUUGAUUUGUAUGCAUAAGACUUACAUUGCUGUCAAUGUAUACAAUUUGAACAAAAACCAAAUGUGUGUGGUCUUGAUGAAAUUGUAAAGAAUUUUUUUGGUGAUAAAUGUCAAAUUAUACGGGGUAAUAAAUUGUGAAAUUUGUACCAAAGCUAA
This is a messenger RNA of Strongylocentrotus purpuratus (purple sea urchin), 6488 nucleotides long. RefSeq lists its product as uncharacterized. Bases 728 to 2881 code for a protein of 717 amino acids. NCBI's taxonomy places the organism in Eukaryota, Metazoa, Echinodermata, Echinoidea, Camarodonta, Strongylocentrotidae. Gene Ontology annotation, cellular component: cytoplasm. Gene Ontology annotation, biological process: cell surface receptor protein tyrosine kinase signaling pathway. The record is from RefSeq and is a predicted model, not a curated record. The transcript has 6 exons.